Closterium sp. Yama58-4 is the source of this 3741-nucleotide messenger RNA. NCBI's taxonomy places the organism in Eukaryota, Viridiplantae, Streptophyta, Zygnematophyceae, Desmidiales, Closteriaceae. The record is from the annotation of a GenBank genome assembly.
AUGGCUGCCCGCGUAGCACGGCGGGUGGGGAAGAUCUCCGCCGUUGAUAGCACGCCGUUCGUCUCUGCACUCCUUUCUGAAGCCUUCGCAUGGCGUCGCACGUUUGUGUCGUCGCCAAUGUCGCCAGCAUCGUUAGCUUCGCCUUCGUCCCCCGUGAUGGCAGCGCCAGUAGGGGAAAGCGUGGCGCAAGCUACGGGAAGUUCCGUGCCAGCUGGGGAAAGCGCGGGGGAAAGCGGUGCGCAAGCGGUAGGGGAAGGUGGCGCAGGGGCAGCGGAAAGCAGCGCGCGAUCAGGGGGAAACAAUGCGCGGGCUGUAGGGGGAAGCGGCGCACGAACCAUCGGGGGAAUCACCGCGCGCACGGCAGGGGGAGGCGGCGCGCGCGCGGUGGUGCGCGUGGUGCGCGCGGACGGGAUGGACGUGGAGGCGCAGCUGCGGCUGGAGGAGAAGCUUCUCAGAAGCGACCCGACGAACAGCAACUGGUUCGUCUUCAAUGCUGACGUGGCAGCACCGACCAUCGUGAUGGGGAUUUCAGGCAAGCCGCACGAGCUGCUUCACACCGAGGCUGUCCUUGAGGCUCGGGUGCCAGUGGUCCGCCGGUUCAGCGGCGGAGGUACGGUGGUGUUGGACUCAGGCUCGGUGCUGACGAGCCUGAUCUGCCGGCGCAGCGCGGUGCCGAACCUGCCGCUGUACCCGCGGCCCAUAAUGGAGUGGACGGAAGGGCUGCUGCAACCCGCAAUGGCGAAUGUUCCGGGUUUUGCCUUGAGGGAUAAUGACUACGUGGUGGGAGAUCUCAAGGUGGGCGGCAAUGCACAGAGCAUCACGGGCAGCAGCUUUCUGCACCACACGUCGUUCCUGUGGGACUUCUGCUUGCACAGGAUGGCACUGCUGCGGCAGCCCUCGCGUGCUCCUGAGUACAGACAGGGGCGCUCCCAUGAUCAGUUUAUCACCAAACUAUGUCAAUAUUACUCGACAAAGGACGAAUUCUUGAGAUCUGUCCUAGUUGCUCUCGCUCUGCACUUUGAUCUGCGGGCAACUGCUCUCCACCAACUCCCUGCGUCCCGCCAAUCGUGGGGGACCGCGAAUAAACGCGUUUCUGCUCCCGGAUCGUUGACAUUGUUCAGGAGCCAUUAUCAUUCUUCUCGGCUCGUCGUCAAGGCUGCUGCCGCCAUGAGCCCGCUGUCAGGUAUCCUCGAAGGCCGAUCAUGUUCGAGCCUCGCGAAAUCGUUCGCGAAACAGCCUGCUCCUGUCACCCUAUUCGUUUCGCUAUUCCUCGCCGUGGGUGUCGUGGUCGCGGUUGGAGGAGUCAUGGUUACCAAUAGCGAUAGAAGCAGCAGCAGCAGUGCGAGGAAUGACCGUUGUCCGAGCUCCAACAAGCAUUGUUCUGCGAAUCCGGGACUCUCAACACCCGCUUCAGACGACAUGUUGCCAUUCGGCACACCAGCGGCGAAGACCAUCGUGCUGCCAGCCAAGGCGGGGAAGCAUGCGGCCACUGUGGUGUGGCUGCACGGGCUGGGGGAUACCGGCUACGGCUGGUCCGAUCUCUGCGAGACAGUUAACCUCCCACAUAUCAAGUGGAUUCUCCCCAGCGCCCCCAUCGCCCCUGUCACAAUCAAUGGUGGCAUGCCAUGCCCCUCAUGGUUCGACCUGUUUGGGCUGGACGCCAGUGCACGGGACGACGUGAAGGGCAUUGAUGCCGCUGCCAGAUAUGUGGCCGAGAUUCUGGAGGAGGAGAAGCGAGCCAACCCUGACGUCAAGUUUGCAGUGGGAGGCUUCAGCCAAGGGGGCGCCCUCUCCCUCUACCUCAUGUCCCGGAAAGUUCUGGGGAAGUUUGAGGAUGGUUCUGAUGCCUCGGCUGUACCACUCCAUGCCUCUGUUGCCUUCAGCGGCUGGCUGCCCAAGUGCAGUCUGAAGCCCGGAGGCAGUGCAGCAGUGGGGGAUGCGUCAGUGGCAGAGAAGGCGGCUGCCCACCCUUUGCUCAUGGCGCAUGGGGAAGCGGACAGCCUUGUGCCAUUCGCCUUUGGCAAGGGGUCGGCUCGGGUGCUGCAGGAAGCAGGAUUCUCCAACCUCACCUUCAAGUCGUACCGCGGCAUGGCCCACUCUGCUUGUCCAGAAGAGCUAGCAGAUCUCGAAGCCUGGCUGCAAAAGAACGUGCUGCUGCGGCUUUGGAGCAGAGUGCUGGGCGCACAGCCGGGGCAGCGCGUGCAGGCGGGCAGCAAGGAGCGUAGUGCUGCAGGGGGCGGGGCAGGGGAGCGGGGGAGGCGGGGCAGGGGAGCGGGGGAGGCGGGGCAAGGGAGCGGGGGAGGCUCGGCAGGGGAGCGGGGGAGGCGGGGCAUGGGAGCGGGGGAGGCGGGGCAGGGGAGCGGGGCAGGCGGCGCAGGGGAGCGCGCGAGUUUUACCUCUUACCCUCCUCCCUUACUCCGUUCCUUCGUUCCCCCAGUCGUCCUCCUCUUCCUCUCUCUUCCUCCCUUCCUCCAUCUCUCCCACACUCUCAGCCUCACUACCCUCUUUCCCCUCUCUGUCGCCCGUCCUCCCUCCCUCCCUUCCUCCCGUUCUCCCUUCCUGCCAUUCUCACAUUUCUUUCAUCCUCCCUCGAUCCAGACCCCUUCCUCUUUCCAUCUCCCGCUCUCCUACUCUCUUCCUCACUCCAACCCUGCGUGUCAGUUUCACCCUUUUACCUUCCCCAUUGUACCCGGUCACACUCUUUCCUCCCUCCUUCGUCCCUCUCUUUCUCCCUCUUUCCCCUUCACUUUCUCCCAUCCACCCUUCCUCUCAUCCCAAUGUCCUCUCAUCCGCCCUUUCUCUCAUCCGCCCUUUCUCUCAUCCGCCCGUCAUCCUCCCCUCCUCCGACCCAACAUCGUCUCCUCCUACUUCCCUUCCUUUAAUCAUCUAUUUCUCUCAUCCCAACCCUCUCUCUCCUCCCUCACCUCCUCUACUUCGUCACCACCUCUCCUCCCUCUUCGCCUCCCAUUCCACAUCUCCGCUGUGCAGAUUGUGGCAUCAGCACCCGGGUUUCAAGAGAGUUUCUGUCCCCUCUUGUUCCCAUCCCUCCAAUCAUUUGCUCCUCUUCACCCCAUCCCCUCCCUUCCCUUGAACGAGCGCGCUCAUUCCCCUCCCGUCACCCACUCACACACCCUCCCCUCGACCUACAAGUCGUUCUCCGCUUCCGUCGCAUACGCGUUCAUUUCCCCUUCCCUCAUCUCUGCAUUCCUCACCUCCCCUUCCCUCAUCUCCGCAUUCCUCACCAACCCUUCCCUCAUCUCCGCAUACCUCAUCUCCCCUUCCCUCAUCUCCCCAUGCCAUCCUAUCUCCAACUCCUCCCCCUAUCCCUCCUCUCGCAAUCCCUCCACUUCCAAAGCCAUCAUUUUCUCAUUCCCUCCCCUCCCCGCCCCGUUCCUCCAUGUCUCCCAUCUGCCGUACCUCACCUCCAUCUCACCCACCCAACCUCCAUCCUUGUUAUCUCCCUGCCACCCUUUCUCCUCCCCACCCUCCUCCCCAGCCUCUCUUCAUCCCCUCCCUUCUGCUUCUCCCCCAAGCGUCCUUCCUACCUCCCUUCCUCCCAUCAUCACUUGCUGUCUUCCUUCAUUCCUGCAUUCCUCACUUCCUCCCUUCCUCCCUUCCUCCCUUCCUCCCUUAUUUGCCAGUUUUCAUUCUUUUGCAUGCUUGCUUCCCUUAUACUUCAGCCACGUCACAUCUGACUUCUUGGUUUGUGUUUGGACAGGUCUGCUCUGCAUCGGGUUGUGA